Messenger RNA from Symbiodinium sp. CCMP2456, 3216 nucleotides. NCBI's taxonomy places the organism in Eukaryota, Dinophyceae, Suessiales, Symbiodiniaceae. The record is from the annotation of a GenBank genome assembly.
AUGAGGUUUGCAGCUGGGCAACUGGAAAUGCCUGGUGGUGAACUCGAAGUUGGUGAGACAGACGUGUCCGAGCAACAACAGCUCACAGGAGAUCUGGAUUUUGCGGCCACGAACAAGGCCAACAAAAAAAAACUUGCUAUGUACGCUCAGGCCAGUCCCGGGUGCACGAUUUACGUGAUCCUGAAGAUGGCGAAGCCACUCUUGCGGCUUUUGUGUGGGUUCAUUUGGUUGAGCAGUGAACAGUUUGACAUCUGCCAGGACACGGCAGCUGCUAGGAAUGACCCUCGAUCCUACAGAGUUGCUGAGGCUGCUCAGCAAACUUACUUGAGCAAGUUCAGGCAGCAAGUUGAUCACCUCAUGCAGACCGAGCAUAUGUUCCUGCCCUCCGGUGGCUGCACAGUGGCAAUGCGUGCCUUAAUGUUUCGACUGCUUUCACGCUGUUCCUGUGCUGUUCACCAAUAUCUGACUGUGUCACAUCGGAAUUGCCCAUACCGUGUCUUCAAAGCAUUGACUGGGCAAGCGCCGGAGGUUGAGGACACUCCAGUCUGCCUCCAAGAUGAGCUGACCAAAGCAAUCCUUGCAGAUUUUCCGACUUACAACGAAUUGCAAUCGGAGGAGUGCCAACAAAUACUUUCCUCCAUUGCACAUUCCUUCCAACUUGACAUUCUCAACAUCGAAGCUGCUCACGCUUCAACACGUCGUUUGAUAACGUUGAGGUCGGUCCAAACCUGGGCCUUGUCAAUGGAACAGCUCAACGCUGAGUGGGUAUUGAGGAGUCUGGUCUCCUUGAGGGAACCUUUCAUGCCUUCUGGCCUGGUGUCUGUGAACAAUCAGAUGAUGAAGAAACGGAAGCGCCAGGAGGCUGUUGCAGGUCAGCCCGGGCCCAAGAUGCCCAAGAUUCGAAAUGAUGGCAAACAAAAAGUCGGACACGGCGGCACUUGGAGAGCUUUUGUGCAUCGAAAUUUGAAAGGCAUCAAGUUCAAUCAGGUUGGCCAAACCAUCAAGAGGAUGAGGCUGCGCUACCAGAUGUUGAAGGCCAGCAGGGACACUGAGUGGUCGCUGUUGGAGCAUCUCGGUUUGCUUGGGACUCUUGCUGGGCAGCAGGGAGCAAUGCCAUUUCCAGCAUUGCCCAAAGGGCCCACACAGCAAAUGCCAAACCCAGACAUUCUUCAGGACGACUCUGGCUCUGGGGCUGUGGUACCUCUUGAAACAACUGGUGAUGUGGUUCAGGCAGAACUGCGAGAACUUAAGCAGGAGUCUCGAGUGCAACGUUUGCUUGGUGAGACGGAACGUGAACAGAUGGCAGCCGAUGUUGUGGAGGCUUCCAAGAUGCAUCAUGACCUGCUCAGUGCUCAGCAGGGUCAGUCUUCUGGCUUGGUUGGUGCCUUGGGCAGUGGGGCUUAUCGCUGCCUGCCGGGUCACUUUGGUCAACCGGAUGUGGCCUACUUCGCUGCGCCAGCGGAUCUGCUGGUGAAGGAUAGCUAUCGGGGCUAUCGGAUUCUUGAUUCACUUACAGCAGUGCAGGAGAUGUUCAGGAAGACUGUGUCGGAUCGCAAAAAGUAUGGCUACGGAAUGUGGACCGCUUUGAUGACUGAGUGGCAGUCACUCAAUCGACUUGUUCGACAUUCUGAACAUGAACCUAUACAGACCGGUGAAACUUCGAAGUCGAUGUGCCUCGAACAGGGCACAUGUAUCUGCAACAGCUCUGUGUGGCAUUACCACUGCAAGUUCAUUGCUUUGAUGUGCAAGCCCCACUUCCUGCCCAAACGUGAGCCCAGAAACCAAUCGAAAGAACGAGCCGAGGGCCCAGAAACAGUACCAGGGCCAGCAGGUUCAUCGGCCCCCUUGACAGGAUCUGCACCGAGCCAACCCAAGCUCAAGAAGAAAGCUGUGAAAACACCCCACCGUAUCUUAGCGGAGCAGGGCUUCUUGGUUCUUCGUGUCUCAGCUUGCAAGGGGAGGAUCACACGGCAUGCGGACAACUCUUGGGUGCAACUUGCAGCCCGAAGUGCAGGCCUUGCAGGCCACUCUGCCGAGCUUCCCGCUAUCACAGAUGGCCAGGUGACGGGUGUGGAGCAAGAGGAGGAGCAGCUGCAACAGUCUUUGUGGUACCACUUGGGGUUCAUGAACUUCCGCACUUGGCAAUGCACAGUCACACCCCUCAACUAUUCGUAUUCGGACGAAGAGGGUGUUCAUUUGCUUGCGCAGGACCCUUUGGGCUGUUGCUUGCAUUUGGAUUUUGUGAAGCAGAAUCAAGAUCUCAAAGCAGCCUGGGUUGCUCAAUAUUAUACCCUGCAAAGUACAGCAACACACUUGGCACCGGUGGACAUGCUACCUGCCCAUGUCACUGUGCGCAGCUACAAGGGGCUGCCCCCACUGAAAGUGUGGCUGGGUGAGGAAGCUGAGGCCCGAAUGCGGCGCCAGCAGCGUGCCCGUGGAGGCCAGAGACGACAGGGUGUAUCACAGGCAUCACGUGAUGCAGCCACUGGCCACAGUGGCCGUUCUCGAGGCUCGGCGUCUGGCAGAGCAGGAGCAGCUGUCUCAAAUGCAACUGACAGGGUGUUUGAGGACGGGCCAAGUGCACUGCAACUUCCCUCUGGCGAUGAGAACAGUGGGUCUGACAAAGAUCAUGACGUGGAAAAUCGACUGAUAGCUGAAGAUCCAGCACCAAUGGAUGAAACUGCAGUGGGCCUUGAGCCUGAUGAUGUCCCUGACAUUGAAGGGGGCCAGGCUUCGAGCUCAUCAGCAGGCCCCGUGGAACCCAGAGGCCCGACUGACCCGAGUGGCCCGAUUGCUGCAGCAGCUUCUGCUGGUGCUCGUGGGCGAGGUGGUGGAGUCGGUGGCGGUGAGAGGAGUGGCACCGAGGUCGUUUAUGACCUGGGGCCAGGCCUUGGCAGUGUGCGGUACUAUCCUGUCAGCAGCACUAUGCAGGCAUAUUGCCCGCAUCAUGGAUCAGAUUGCAGAAAGACAAGAACAGUAAAGCCUGGUCGCCCAGAACACCAGGGCCGUCCACUCGGCUUUUUGCUGUCCUGGUUGAAGGAUUGCGCUAAUCAUGAGACGAAGCAGCAGCAUGUCCAUGAGCAUCGGAAAUACACUCAUGUUGUGAGGGCCGAAGCCAGAGAGGAGUUCAUGCAAAGAGAAGGGGCAAGUGCAUUUGCAGAAUACGAGCGUGCUCGGCGUGACGAUGAAGGCCCUGAACCAUUGAGCUUCAGCUGA